AUGAUUUCAUCCGUCUACAUCGCCGUGGUAACUUUCCAUUUCAUGAAAUUAUUUUAGAAGGAAAUUUUCAGCUUUUCACGGCGAUGAUUGCCGUUGUCGCCCCAAAACGUGAGUGAACCAACAAUGAAUCAAUAGUCUUUUUCUGUGUAUCACAAUAUGAACCGCACGUAAGAAGGCCUGAAUAUCCACGACCUUGCAGCGGUCAUUUUAAAAAGCAUCUGACCAAAUGCGACUUGCGGAGAAAAUUUAUUCACCAUAAAACAAAGCUUUAGGAAAAAAAAUUUGCGCUUUUUUUUUUUGGAAAAGUUCGAAUUAUCAAAAGUCAUUCUGAUCCUUCAGCCCAUCCAGUUCAUUGUACUUCUGACAAAGACUGCUUGGCCUACGCUCCACUGUAUUCAAAGUCCAGCCGUUCAUUUUCCAUCUGCUCCAUUCUGGUGGAACGCAAAGGAAGCUCCACACCAGCUGCAAAGACCAACUCCACGGAAAAGGUUCAACAAAUCUUAUGAACAGAUCUUUUUUCAACUCUUCGAAAUGCAUCAAACAGUUGAAUCGGAUUGAAAAGUUUAAAUAGGUAGUUGAAACCUCAAGAUUUUACGAAAGAUAAGUUGAUGUACUCUACAGAAUUUUCUUAUUUGAGUAAGCAGAAAAACUACUUCGAAUCUUUAAUUUCAACCUCCAGGAACGGGAAGACAUUUUUUUAUUCAAGAAUGAAACUCUGACGGAAGCCAACGAGAACCCCUCCCAUCGCACCGAAGUCGAGGAAUACGGCGUGUGUCUCGAGUUUUUUUGA
Caenorhabditis auriculariae is the source of this 790-nucleotide messenger RNA. Lineage: Eukaryota; Metazoa; Nematoda; Chromadorea; Rhabditida; Rhabditidae. The record is from the annotation of a GenBank genome assembly.